AUGAAUAGAAUAUUAGAAGAUUCGUGGGAACAUUAUAAAAAUCUUUUCAAUAAGAUGGUUCAAAGUACAAAAGAUGUUAUAACUCUUAGCUAGUUGGUAGAGUAAAUGCAAAAAGCACAUGAAUAAUUUUCAAAAGAAUUAGAAUAAAUUGCAUCUAAAUUUCAUGACUAGAUUUAAGGAGAUGCAGGUGAUCAUGAUGGACUCUUAUUUGCAUAUUAGCAUUUGAGUAAUUAUCUCUUAAAAAUAUCUUAAAGCCACAUGUAUCUAAGUAAAAACAUAGCAAGUGAGAUUUUAGAACCAUUCAAAACAUUUAUUGAAAAUUUCCGUCAAACAAAUCGUGAAACAAGUACUAAUGCAAAGUUAUGGUUGAAUGAUAUGGAGAAAAAGAGAGAGAAACUUUUAGAAUCUCAAAGAUUAUUUUAUUCUAAUCGUAAAAUAGCUGAAAGCUAUAAUGAAGUUAUUGAAAAAACAGCUGAGUUAGUUGAAAAGGGCACAAAAACUCAGAUUGAUUUAUAGAAAGUAACUCAUCAUUCAGUUUAACUUAAAUUUAAAGCAGAAGAGUCAUAAGAAGAAUAUAAGAAAACGAUAAACCAAGUGAACUUGGAGUGGGAAAACUUUUCAAAACAAUAUCCAACCAUUUUUACGCGAUUUUAGUACAAUGACGAAAGUCGCAUUGCUUUUUCCAGAUAAACUAUAUCAAAGAUAGUUUAAUAUCUACAAUCCUAAAAUUAAAUUGAUUUGAACUCAGCAAUAUAGUACCAAGAUAAAUUUUAAGAAUAUGAAAAGCAAAUAGUUUCUGAUAAGCGUCCUGAAUUGUGGAAAGUAAUUUCUAAGGGUUAAAGUGUUUAGUUUUUAGAAAGGCUCAAUUGCUACUAAGAAAAGUUUUUAAAUUAUGAAGCAUGGAAAAAAAAUCAAGAAUAAGAUUAGAAUUAAUCAGUUUAAAAGUCAAACAAAGACAAUAAGGAAAUAGAAGACUCUAUUAAUUUUUAAGAAGAUCAAUAGAUGACAGAGGAAGAGUACUAAAAAGUCGAUUAAUUAGUUUUUGAUAUACUUGAUGAUACUAAAAUUAAUCUUUAACUCUUUUAGAAGAAAUGUUCAAGUUUUUCUGGAAGAUCUAGCUUAAACUCAAGUAUGAUUGAUGACUAAUAAACUUUAUCAAGCCAACUAAGUUCAUCUAAAAUAGAAAUACAUCAUGACACGCUGAAUGAGGAUUCUAAAUCUGACUAUAGCUUUGAUGGAGAUAGCUGUGCCUUAAGUUAACGUUCGUUCUAGACAAAUUUUUUAGGAUUAUUUGGUAGUUAAUAAGUAUGUGAAUAUUUUAUAGAUAAUCUAACUCAGAAUAUUCAAAAAAAAUCAAGUUUUAAUAUUGAACUUGUUGAAGAAAAGUUUAUUGACGUUUGUGAGCUUAUGAAAGUAGUAUUAAAUUACAUUUCUUCAUGUUAAAAUGAAAAGAUUUCUCCAGAGACAUUUUAAAAUAUUUUGAUAAUUAUCACUAAAAUCAUAAAAAAAUAAAAGAAAAAUCGUAAAGAAUUUUUAGCUACUCAUGUAAAUGAUUUAAAACUAUUAUACAAUACCAAGAAUUGGGAAGAUUUAUUUGAUUUUAUCAAAAUAAAAAAAUUGGAUGAUAAAAAGAAGAAAAUUAAUCUUCUUAAGGAAUAGCCCACUAUUUUUAACAGCAAAAAUAUUCAAAAAGGAAUUAAGCUAUUAGGUUUUGGGUUAAAUAAAAUUGGAGGAUUCUUUUAAAAGAAAUAAGAAAAACUUUCUGAAGAAGAUAAAGCGUUGGAAAGUGAAUUAAGUUACUUUACAUUAGACGAACUUAAUAAGUACUUACUUAAUAUAGAGCUUUCAUCUGAAUUUGUUAGCGAUUUGAUUAUCGAUUUAGCUAAAAAGAAAGGGGCUUACCUUGAUUAAAUACCAAGAAUUUUAGAGAAAUAAGAGAAUAAAAAAAAUUCAGAGCUAAGGCGUAACUUUUUAUCAUACAAAAAUAAAAAGAGACGUGAUGAGGAGAGAUUUGAAAAGAUUUAAAAAAAUAAAUUACUCCUUAAAGUCUAUGGAAUAAAGUGUGCACUUUAGUUCUUAAGCACAAAAGACAAACCUUGGCAACUAUUGCAAUUAAAUAGCACAUUUAAAUAGAAUUUACGUAAGUAAAUAUAUAAAAUUUACUUAUUUAGAGAUUCUGAAACUGAAUGGUUAAAUAAGAAUCGUGUUUAAACUUGGUUGAGUAUCUUAAAUAUUGACAGUUUAAAGUUUAAUUACAUUGAUUACAAAAAAGAGGUUGCCAUUAAUGCUAAGCCUGAUUAAAUUGAAGAAAUCAUCACUUUAGAUGUUAACAGAUCUCUUCACUUGCAUUAAGACCGUAUUAACUCAAACUAGCUCUAGAGCUUGCUUAGAAUUUUUGCUUAUUACAAUACAGAUAUAUCAUAUUGUUAAGGUAUGAAUUAUAUUGCUGGAUUUUUGUAUUUGAUAAUUCUAAAUGAAGCAUAAACAUACAAAGCAUUCCAUACUGUAAUGAAUACAUAUUUCAAAUAAUUACUUACAGAUAACUUUGAGUAAUUAAAAGUAGUUUUCUAUUAAUUAGAAAGACUUCUUAGUAUAUUUUUACCAGAGUUAGCUGAUCAUUUAAAAUAAUAGGGUGUCGAUUCUAAUUAUUAUGCUACCAGCUGGUUUAUCACUAUUUUUAGUAGUGUGUUUUAAUAUGCAAAAGAUUCAUAUCUCCUUUGCGCCAUUUGGGAUAUCUUUUUAUGUGAAGGCUGGAAAGGUUUCUUUAAGUGUGUUUUGUGGAUUUUAAAGCUUAUUUCUCCAAAGCUCACUAAAUUAGAUUUUGAUGACAUUUUACAUUCUUUAUCUGAUUUAAUUAAAAAUGAAUUGUUCGUUAAUUCUUAUUCAGAUCUAAAGAAAAAAGGUAUAUUACCUAAUGUGGACAACAUUAAAACAGAAAUUAAAUAAAUUAAAGUAACUAAUAAGCUGCUAGAAAAUCUUUAAAAUGAGCAUAAAUUCUUUUAACUUAAUCUUAAAAAGAAGUUACAAGGAAUUUAACAAUGA
Tetrahymena thermophila SB210 is the source of this 3042-nucleotide messenger RNA. Its product is annotated as TBC domain protein. The transcript is spliced from 4 exons. The record is from RefSeq and is a predicted model, not a curated record. NCBI's taxonomy places the organism in Eukaryota, Ciliophora, Oligohymenophorea, Hymenostomatida, Tetrahymenidae.